This is a messenger RNA of Lathyrus sativus (Indian pea), 1173 nucleotides long. Lineage: Eukaryota; Viridiplantae; Streptophyta; Magnoliopsida; Fabales; Fabaceae. The record is from the annotation of a GenBank genome assembly.
AUGAACACAAUUCGAUCCCGUUUCUCUGCAAAAAUGGCGGCAGAAAACACCGGAAAAAACAACCUCGAAUCAGGCGGUUUCUGGCCUUUUCUCCGCCGUUGGGUCCCUACUUCUACCGAGCACAUCAUCAAUGCCGAGAAGCGCCUUCUUUCUCUUGUCAAGACUCCGUAUGUUCAAGAACAGGUUAAUAUUGGUUCUGGUCCACCUGAUUCUAGAGUGAGGUGGUUUCGUUCAUCUAGCAAUGAACCGAGGUUUAUCAACACUGUUACCUUUGAUAGUAAAGAGGAUUCUCCUACCCUUGUAAUGGUUCAUGGAUAUGCUGCAUCACAGGGCUUCUUCUUUCGCAAUUUUGAUGCACUUGCUUCGCGUUUUAGAGUCGUUGCUAUUGAUCAACUUGGUUGGGGUGGAUCUAGCAGACCAGACUUUACUUGCAAAAGUACUGAAGAAACUGAGGCAUGGUUCAUUGAUUCUUUUGAGGAAUGGAGGAAAGCCAAAAACCUAAGCAAUUUUAUACUUCUUGGGCAUUCUUUUGGCGGUUAUAUAGCUUCCAAAUAUGCACUUAAGCACCCAGAGCACGUACAGCACUUGGUUUUGGUGGGAUCUGCUGGAUUUUCAUCAGAAACAGAGAGGAUUACAAAGUUUUUAUCAACAUGGAAAGGAUCAAUCCUGAACCAAAUAUGGGAAUCCAAUUUAACACCUCAAACAAUUAUCAGAGGUUUAGGUCCUUGGGGUCCUGAUUUAGUCCACAGGUAUACAAGUGCUAGGUUUAUCAAAUACUCAACUGGGGAACUUUUGACAGAAUCUGAAUCGAGAUUACUAACAGACUAUGUUUAUCAUACGUUAGCUGCCAAAGCUAGUGGUGAGUUGUGCUUAAAAUAUAUUUUUUCAUUUGGAGCAUUUGCCAAGUCGCCUCUUCUACACAGUGCCUCAGAGUGGAAAGUGCCUACCACUUUCAUCUAUGGUUUUAACGACUGGAUGAAUUACGAAGGGGCCCAAGAAGCUCGCAAGCAUAUGAAGGUUCCAUGUGAAAUCAUCCGGGUUCCACAGGCCGGACAUUUUGUGUUCAUUGAAAACCCAUCUGCCUUCCAUUCAGCUGUGUUUUAUGCUUGUAGAAGGUUUCUCAGUCCUGAUCCCAACAGUGAAUCCCUUCCUGAAGAGCUAACAUCUGCAUAG